UCUAUCCCAACGACGACGUCCACACGGUGGCGUCGCCCAAGGGGUUCCCGCUACUACACCAGGAGCCGGUGACCUCCUGACCUUUCAGGAUGACUCCUUCUGGCAGCGCACCAACCCGCAGCCCCCGCCGUCCAUCAUGACGCGCUGGCCGGACGAGGAGACCGUCCUCCCGGAGCCGUAUCUGGAGGACCUCCAACAAUUCUCCUCCCAGGAUUCCCUAUACGAAAUCCAGGAAGAGGAGACCAGCGAUUAUGGUUCCCAAAUCCAGGCGGCGUGUUCAGAGAUCAAUUCCCUGUCGAGCAGUACGAGCACCAGUGGGAAUGAUUUCCGCGGGGGCAAUGGGGAGGAGGCCGGCGGAUUGCGACGGAGUCAUUUCGUGGAGAACUUCCGGCAGAUGCCGCGGGAAGCCAAGAAGGCCGUGGUGGAGCCCCGGGAGAGUCGGCCGCCCGCGGGUGCCGUGCAGAAAGCCGUGGUGGCCAUUGAGCGGAAGCAGGUGGCGACGAAUAUCGUACCGCCCACGGUGACGGUUAAGCAGCUGGGCAGCGGACCGGCUAAUGAUCCUCCAAAGAAACCACCGCCACAGUCCCGCCCCACCCUCCCCUCGCCCGUCCGCACCUCCGUGGAGUCCACCACCCAGACCAUCAACACCGAGCCCCACCCCGCCAUGCCGCCGCCCACUAGCCGGUCCGAACCAAUCAGCCGUGGCAAUCACGUACACUUCAUCGAAUCAGCCCCGCCCCACAGUACACUGGAGAAGAGCAGUCAAGCGGAGACACCGCUGCCGGCGGCGGUUCAUGGCCCGCCCGGCCAUCGACGCCCAUUGAUCCAUCAGUCGUCGCGGGAUGAACUGAUCAUGUCGGAGAUUGAAUCGGAACUGGAUUCACUGAUGAUGGACGGGACGAUGGGGGAUAACUUCGAUACGGUGUCGCAGAGCAGUAUGUUCAGUGGGACCAGUACCAGCUGUACCUUCCCGGCAUCAUCCAGUAUGACAGGUUUAAACAAAGAAGAGCGCCGUUGUAAACGCCGGCUGCCGCUCCUUCCGAAAGAUGACCAAGCCGGCUACUCCAUGACCCCGGAGGAGCGGGAACGGCAGAAGCGCGAACUGAAGCGCCGUAUCAGCGGCCACCUGCUGAAGAUCAGCCCGCAUCCGGAUGACGAGACGCACCGCAACAGUCUGGCCAUCGUCCAGGGCUGGUCCAAUGAGCUGCCGUCGGCCUCCGGGGGCGGCGGCAACGGCCCCGGCAGUCUCCUCCUCACCAGCCGCAUCAAUCAGAGCAAAGUGGUCAAACGCAAGAAGCACAAGCAUUCCCCGGCCACGCCCCAUGACGCCGAGAAGCUGCAGCUGCUCAAACAGCAGCUCCGUGCCCUGGCCGCCCACCGCGACCGUGUGCACUACGGCGACGAAAAGGUCACCGUCGCCGCCUUCGGCUCGCUGCCCAAUAAGCCGGUCAACAGCGGAUGCGUCGCGGCGGUGCUCAACGGUUUCCGCGGCGACGACCACCUGUCGUCCUCCAACGAGUACCUCACUGACACGACGCUGGGCUCGGUGAAGAAGAUCCACAAUAUCCGCUCGGCCUACCAGCAGCACACCACCACCUCCGACCCCGCACUGUUCCGCAGCGUCCUGGAGCAGUACCGGCGGCAAGCACGGGAGGAUCAGUAUCAACGCGAGCGGGACGAUUAUCAGCGGUAUAAUAUCGGCGGCCCCCCACGGCGAGAGGAGUUUACGGGACCAAAAUCUUACAGCCAGUACCAAUCCGAUCCCGACCUGCAGGAUAUUGUCAAUAAACUGCAGCAAAUCAACCGGGAGAUCGCCGACACCAAAGCCUUAUUCCGCUCCACCUCCAGCCUUGCGCUGACCCGCCGUCCACCCGGACCCCGCUGGCGCUCGGAGAACGACCUCAGCCUGAUGUCGCCCACCUACCGCCCACCACCACCGCCCUACGGCCGCGACUAUCCACCCCGGACGAACCACCCUUCCUGCGCGACUCCAAUCGUUACCACCCGCUGGCGAUGUCACACAGCUUCGGACGGGGACGCCGUAUGUGGGAGGACGACUUCUUCCGCAUGGACAACGACUACGACUACCGCAUGUACCCGCCCGAAGACUUCCGCGGCCCUUUCGGUCGGGGACCGCCCUUUCCGGCCUUCGUCGAGCCCCUCCCGUAUCCGCCACCCCCUCCAGGAUCUUUCGCCGGGACGUACGCGCCAGAGGACCAGUAUUAUCCGUUUGACGGGUACGAUGAGCCCCGCGAGGAGCUGUGGGGACCGGUGGCCACCGGGCCGCCGUCUGUGCGGGCGGUGACGCCGUUGGCGCACACGGCCGGGCAGCAGAUCAGCCAGGAGACGGUGCUGGAUGUGCCGCUGCCGGAUUCGCGGGUCAGUAAUGCCGAGGAGCCCCAGACCGGCGUGAUCAGUAUGGAGGGCGAUGCGUGGGAGGAUG
Molecule: messenger RNA, 2443 nt
Organism: Paramacrobiotus metropolitanus
Lineage: Eukaryota; Metazoa; Tardigrada; Eutardigrada; Parachela; Macrobiotidae
Exons: 5
Coding region: 137-2305 (722 amino acids)
Source: RefSeq, a predicted model, not a curated record